This is a messenger RNA of Camelina sativa (false flax), 1221 nucleotides long. Lineage: Eukaryota; Viridiplantae; Streptophyta; Magnoliopsida; Brassicales; Brassicaceae. The record is from RefSeq and is a predicted model, not a curated record.
UAGGUUUUGUAUGUGGUGGAGAAAUUGCGAUGUGUUAGGAUUAGUCGUCGAUUAGGUAAAAGCUCCAUACUUCGAAGGAUAUAUAACAGUUGUUAUAGGUCGGUGUGGAUAUAAGAUCUGUUAUAGUCUGUUAUUUUAUUUUCAAUCUGAUAACUGAAGGUUGAAAAUUUAGGCGACAGAGACAACCAAAUUUGGGGGUGUUUGAAAGAGACGCCGUGGAAAAGCGGUGGUUGAUAUGAAUGCUGAGGGAGAUGAGGUUGCAGUCUUCGUGAUUGCAGGUAGCUGGGAGUGUUCUGAUAGAGGAAACUGGGAUUUUGUUCUCGCAAAGAAAUGUUAUGGACGGAGCACGGCUCUAAGUUUGGGACUGAGUUAUGAGGAACUAAUCGCAAAUGUUACAACUGAUUUCGAACUAUAUGGUUUGAACCUGAAACCAAAGCUGAGCUACUGGCUUCCAUGUCAACUGUCAAUGUUUUCUGUUAGCCGUAGACCUCCUGUUAUUAUUACGUCAACAAUGGGUAUAAGGAACUUCCUUAAUGUCAGGAGAGUUGCAGUGCAUCUUAAUCUACUCCUCUCUCUUGAUAAUAUGUCGUUUGAUAACUCAUGACAAAGUAUGAAUAAGCUGUGUGUUGCAGCUGAAGAGGGUAGGGACCAUGAAACAGGAGGUCAUAAAGACGAUGAUGUUGGGAACCGAAGGAUGUAUACGAUUGGAACGACUUCAAUGGGUCAGGGAGAAGGUAACUCUAUUCUUUCCAGGAGGCGUCAAUUGUUUGAUGGGGAAAAUGAGAAAGGGAAGGGCGUCGUUCUUGGUGAUGGAUCUUCUAGUGGGAGCGGAAUGAGGCCAUAUAGCGUUGGUGCUGAUCCUACCUUCGAGACUGAAGCUGUCAAUUUAGUACAACCGACAACGAACUUUGACGAACAGGUAAAGAAAACAAUGAACCAAGAGGCGAGGCUAAUAACAAAUCUAACUUAGGCAGCCUUUGUAAGACACGGAAGACAUCUAUCAAGUAUCGGGGUUUCGAGUAGGAGUUGAUCUGAACGGCAUGACUAGGAUAGGAGUCAACUUUGAAAAGCCUGUGAGGAAGGUAGCCUGCAUUAUAAACAUAUGUACCGGAAAUGUCAAAGAUCACAACAUACGGUAUAUGAUGACAUUGUAUUCUCAGUACACCCUAGAAGACAGUAAAUCUGUAAAACAGACUUUGGAAAUCUUUGCACUUCGGUUUA